Molecule: messenger RNA, 3225 nt
Organism: Trypanosoma grayi
Lineage: Eukaryota; Euglenozoa; Kinetoplastea; Trypanosomatida; Trypanosomatidae
Exons: 1
Coding region: 1-3225 (1074 amino acids)
Source: RefSeq, a predicted model, not a curated record
AUGAUAUCGUGCGCGGCUAUCCAGAAGCUUGAGCGCUACGGCCAGCUGGGCCAGAAGCGGCGCAGCGUCGACGACUUCGUGCAGUCAUCGCUCAAGGACCCGCGGCGUGGAAACGUGUAUGCCUUGACGCAUGUGCCGACGUGGGAGGCGUGCCUCGCGGCCCUGACAGAGGACCACGGUGAUGUCGACAACAAGGGUACCAACAGCAGCAGCAAUAAGACGGAGGCGGCGGCGGAAAUGGCAGUCACGCCAGCGCAGGUGGUUGUCAUCAACGACUCCCUGCUGUACGCUGUGAGUUUCGCCACCGCCCUCGUGGCACAUCACAUGGACGAGCAGCGAUUCACACAGCAGCAGCAGCAACGACACAAAAGGGGCGAAACGGAGGCACUCGAUGGCAAAGUCUUCCAGACUCGUCUGGAGGAGGCGGUGGAGCUCCUGUCGCUCCUUAGCCGCGUUGCGGAGGCAUGCGGUCAUCACGCAAACCGCCGCAACGACGGCUCGUUGGCUGUGACGCAGGCGUUGGCGCACCUCCUCUCAACAGCGGCGGACGCCGUGCUGAUCGCUCAUGUACUGCGCCACACGGAGGCAGGUGGCACAGAGGCCGUUAAGGAAGAGGAAAUGCUCCACGGGUUAUGCCGCAGCGCCACCGGUUUGGUGGAAGCAGCUGCGAGGCAGCUUCGCACAGCGAACGCGCGGCAUCCACUGAGCGCACUCUACAACGUACGCCCAUGUCCGACGAUCCUCCACCAACUCAUUACAAAGGCGAAGUCUAGCAGCAACACAGCAGCAAAAGGCACCGGAGCCAGCAGUCAUUCUUCUGCUGUUGUUUCUGGCCUUCAGGAGGGCGAUGCGGACGCCAUUGUGACAGCUCGACUCCUCGCGUGGGCAGCGGCGGUGCGUCGCGGGACUUUGAUCGUCUCACUUGCGCCCUUCACUUGUUUUCAGAAACUCAGCCUCGUUGACGCCGUCGUGACGGAGGCGCCGGCGUCUUGCUGUUGCAUGGAGGUGGGGGCGUACCGACGUGCGCUGACCUCUCUGGUCUCCAGUACGGCGUGCAACCGGGCAACGCGUGUGGUGGUGUACUUCCGCGGCGACGACAUCAAGCUUAUGCAGAACAACGUACGGGACGGGACGGAGUACGCCUUGCACACGCACGUGACGACACCACCUGUGGAGGAGGCAACGCUGCGUGCCAUGGCUGAGCUACCAGGAGCACAGCAGCAGCACGCUGCCCUUCUUCUUGUGCAGUGGAUGACGAGCAUCCCGUUCUUCUUCCGCAGCUUCUGUGCGGAGCAGAGCUGGACCGCCUUCGCACAGGAGCAGCGGCGGAUGGUGUUGCUGCAGGAGAGUCAGGCGCGACGGCAGCGGCGGGAGCAGCGGCGACGCGGUGUUGCCACCAGAAGUUCCAACACCGCAGACGGCUCUGAGCGAAGCAGCAGUGUGGACAGCAAGAGCAACAGCCACAACGGUGGAGACGUGGAUGAUGAACAUGAUGAUGAUAAUGAUAACAACGAUGAUCGCCAUUCGUCGUUCUCGCAGCAGAGUGCACUCUCGCAGGUGAGCCGCGCUAGCAUGAUUUCGACCAUGUCCAAGAUGUCGGUGGCGUCGUACCGAACGUUUCUUUCGGUCAUCGACGCAGCCCGCAACGACGACGAGGCGGCCGAGGCCACGCUGCACGUUCACCAAUCGGAGGACGGCAACACGAACCUGCCGCUGAUUCUGCUGGAGGAAGUGACGCUCGCACUGCAGCGAUUCGUGAAUGCCGCCAGCGAUGCGGGUGCGGGUGCGAUGCUGGACCUGUUUGGCCUCCGCGCGCUGGCGUGGCGCACAAUUGGUGAGCUGUACACGUUUAUCCAAGGCACCAUUGCUCCUGCAGCUCUGCCGUCGUCUUCAUCAUCCUCAUCGGGUGUUGCGGAUGCAGAAACACCGGCUGUAUUCCACCUCGGCCACGACAUCCGCUACAACAAGGGCCUCGGUUACGAGGUUCUCGGGCUGCUGUUCGCCCAAGUCGUGUUGCCGCAGUUGCUCGCAGCGCGUGGCGGGCCACGUGUGGUGCGGCGGUCCGUUGAGGCGGCACUUACCCGUUGCCUCUCCGCCUAUGAAGUCAUUGCGCCGCAAGUCGUGGAUCAAAAUGUGCCGGCGAUUCUGCGUGUGGCGGCCCACGUUGCAACAGGCACUGUGAUGCAGCCCCAUGGUGAAAGUGACGGAAAUCCUGCGUCCACCACCAUAACAGCAACAACAACAACAACAACAACGAUGCUGCACACCUUCCUCGUUAGUCUCGUGACGCGCCUGGGGAAAAGCAACCAAAUCCCGAUGCUGCUGGACGCCAUCGUCGCACAUGUGAAGGCGGAAGGUGGCACAAAAUGUGCGACAGAGGCAUACGGUGAGGACACCUCAAAUAAUAACGCAAGCAACAGCGGGAAGGAAGGGGAAGACGAGGAUGAGGACGCUGGGAUGGUGGCGGGGCUGCAUGAAGUGUUCGCCCAUCCUCAUGUACGGACUGCGCUUGUGCAAGCGUGCGGCAUGUCGCUUGAUCCAGAAGAGCUUCUGACACAUUUGCUCGCGUAUAUGUCACGGUGGGCAUCAGAGGACGAUGAGAAUAGCGAUAAUGCUGAUGCUUCCGGUACGCAGGCGGAGGCGUGGAAGGGAAGGGUGGCGACGACGCUGCUGCAGCUCCUGCCGCAGCAGGUGCUCUUCCUCCUCGAUGUGGUGGCGACGGUGCUGGAGGGCAUUCUCGCCACCUCUAUCACCGCCAGCGCGCUGCUCGAGCGAGCGGCGGAGUUGGAGCUGACACUCUCUACCCUCCUUGUCAAUCGCCUACAUGCGGUGUUCUUCGCCCGUGACGACGAGGAGGAGGAGGAGGACAGCAGCAACAACGGUAAAAAUACGGCGCGUGUUCAACGUGUGUUUGCCGGAGCGGACGCUGUGCGGCCCAAGCUGCAGCGCCGCCUCGUCUUGUACACACUGCACGCCAUCUAUCAGGCGCGCGAGCUCAUCUGCAGCUGCCUACAGGACCUUGGGAUCCAGAACGUCGANUCGUCUUGUACACACUGCACGCCAUCUAUCAGGCGCGCGAGCUCAUCUGCAGCUGCCUACAGGACCUUGGGAUCCAGAACGUCGAGGCAUACCUGCUGGUGCUGGAGGAGACGAUGUGGCAGCUGGAGACGAGUGUGGGCGCCCUCGUUGGGCCGCUCACGAUCGAUGACUUGGACGCAACGAUGA